Cladocopium goreaui is the source of this 1188-nucleotide messenger RNA. NCBI's taxonomy places the organism in Eukaryota, Dinophyceae, Suessiales, Symbiodiniaceae. The record is from the annotation of a GenBank genome assembly.
AUGGAGUUCAUCAUGGAAUCUUCAAAAGCCACGUUGCGCCUCAUGAGUGGCUUGGACUUCAUGGUGGAGCGCCUCGAGCCGGAAGACCUCGGAGGUGACUCCAUGAAGGGUUUCCGGCGCCACUUGCAGCAGGCCGAAAGCUCCCGUUUUUGCCUCAUUGCGUUUUCCAUGAAUGCCAGCCUGGGGCAAAGCUCGAAGCUUCGCGAGGUUUGCAAGAAGAAACCUGAGAUGAUCCGAGAAGCACACGAUUCGGCAGACAAGUUGCUGCCGGUUUUGGUGGGUCAUACAGUGGAGGAGGGCACAGUGACGUUCGUGCUGGAUAUGUCCAAAGGUGGUGAGUAUGACGACUCAGCAUUCUUACAAGCUUGGGAGGAGGAUGUUGCCAGCUUCCUUCGCGAACCCGUUGGGCGACAGACAGGAGCUGCCGCUGACACACAUCGUCAAAUCAGGCCUUGGAUGAAGUACUUCAUUGCCGAAGGCUCUGUGAAAUCACAAUUGGUAGAGCUGAUGUCUGAAGAAGCCCGUGAUUGGGCCCAGAACACAGCAGAAGGUCGAAUCCAGUUGUGCAUGAUGGGCCUUGUUGUCAUCCACCUUUUUCAGUACGGCUUUCAGCUUUUGCAUGAGUCUGGUGCCAAGAUCACCCCAUCAUCCAUCUUCCAUGACCUGGAGGAAGACGAACCCCAAGUGAAGAACCCAAAGGCGCUCCUGGAGAAGCUUCGGAAGGAUUUUCCAACCGUGACGAUGUUUCCAGGGGAGUACUAUGCUGCAGCCUAUAGCAAAGACUCGGCUUAUGUCAAGGUGAUGUCUGCCAUGUCAGGCAUUGUCCAUGCGCUGUGUGCUGGAGGAGAGAUUCACUUCAACAAUGUGGAUGCAGAUGAGGUGAAGAGCCUUCACUUGGCGAAUGCUGGGCUGGUACUUCAAGAUUCCUGUGCAAUGGUCCUUGUGAAAGGAUUGGUGGAGAACGAGGGCAUUUGCCAGAUCAAGCUGCCAUCAAGCCCGUCAAGCUCCUCCAAUGGAGUUCAGAGCUCUCUGUAUUCACCUGCGGACACAAUCUUCGCAGGAAGUCUGCAAGAGAGCCAGUUGUCUUUAGAGGAGAAGGUGCAGCAAGUAUUGUUGGUGUGCUCAGGAGGUUGGAAGAGAUCAGUUGACCACGCUCUUUCAGGAGAAGAAGCACCCAGUGUGCUAUGA